UUCAGAACUCAUAAUAUACACAUUCCAGUCUGUUUGUGCCAUUGCCAACUAUAAUUAUUGUUUGAUCUCCUCACCCAUCUCUAUGUACUAGACAACACCUUGUGCCAUAUAGUAUUUUGAUUUACAUCAAUCAGUUAACAAUCGAUUGAUCUACCAUUGAGCUAUUGAGAAAUAACAAGAGAUUCGAUAAGUUAAUAUUGAGAUUUAACUUUGUGCACUCUUCACUUCUCAAUCACUAAUAUCAGUGGAAGAAGACUUUGGUGUAGAGGAAGAAGGAGCAAAAAUAACAAUGGCCGAUCCAGUAAUUGGUGCUACUGUUCAAGUUGUGCUUGAGAAGCUGCUUUCUCUCACUAUUGCGGAGGCCAAAACUUUAAGGAACUGCAAGAAAAAUCUCAGAAUGCUCACAAAAUAUGUAUCCAUCAUCCAAGCUUUCAUUCAUGAUGCUGAAAGACGACAAGUCGAAGAUCAGGCUGUGGAAGAAUGGCUUAAGAUGCUUGAGAGAAUUGCUGAAGAUGCUGAAAAUGUGUUUGACAAAUUCACAUAUGAAUCUCUCAAAGCACAAGUGAUGAAAAACCGAGCCAAACUGAUGGAAAAAGUCCGUAGCUUCUUUUCUAAUAAUGUUUUCAAUUACAAAAUGUCUCGAAAAAUCAACAACAUCAAUGAAGAGUUGAGGGCUAUCAAUCAGUUAGCCAAUGACCUCGGUCUCCAAGCACUGACUGUUCCUUCUCACAAAAUACUACAAAUCCGAGAAACAGACUCCGUAGUAGUUGCUUCGGAUGUUGUUGGUAGAGACAAAGAUGUUGCUGAAAUAAAGGAGAAGAUUUUGAAUAUCAGAGAGGAAGUUGUUCUGUGCACCAUUCCCAUAGUGGGUAUGGGGGGGUUAGGGAAAACUACAGUGACCAAGAGAAUUUUCAAUGAUGAUCACAUCAAGCAGCACUUCGAAAAGAGAGCUUGGUUGUGCCUACCUGAAAUGUCAGAAAUUAAGAGCUUUCUUGAACUGAUCCUCGAAUCAUUGACACAGAGGAAAGUUGAGGUCCAGAGCAGAGAUAUAAUAGUCAAGAGACUACAAGAUGAAUUAGGAGGAAAAAAGUAUUUGCUGGUCCUGGAUGAUUUAUGGCGUGUUGACUCUACAUUGUGGCACGAUUUCGUGGACACCUUGAGGGGAAUAAAUACAUCCAGAGGAAACUGCAUUCUCGUGACUACUCGUAUGAAGCAGGUUGCCUCCAUAGUAGCAGCAGAUCUUCAUAUGUUGGGGAAAUUAACAGAUGAUCAUUGUUGGUCCAUUUUCAAACAUAAAGCAUUUGUUGAUGGGGAAGUUCCAAAAGAAAUGGUGAGCAUGGAAAAGAGGAUUGUUGAAAUAUGUCAAGGUCUACCGUUGGCUGCAAGUGUAUUGGGAGGCCUUUUAUGCAACAAGAAAAGACAUGAAUGGCAGGCAAUUCUUGAUGGCAAUCCCCUUGUAGGUGAAGAUGAUAAUGGGGAAAAUAGGACAAUGAAAAUCCUAAAACUCAGCUAUGAUUAUCUACCAUCCCCACAUCUGAAGAAAUGUUUUGCUUACUUUGCAAUGUUUCCAAAAGAUUUUAAGUUUAAAAAGGACCAACUAAUCCAACUCUGGAUGGCAGAAGGCUUUCUUCGUCCAUGUCAAGAGACCCCUGUGAUGGAAGACGUUGGGAACAAGUUUUUCCAACUCUUGUUGCAAUAUUCCUUGCUGCAAGAUGUUGAGCUAGAUGACCUCAAUAUUAUAAGACGUUGUAAGAUGCAUGAUCUUGUGCAUGAUUUGGCUGGAGAUGUCUUAAAAUCUAAACUAUUUGAUCCGAAGUGCGUUGUAGGAGAAAAACUUUCUCAAGUUCGAUACUUUGGAUGGGACUCACCAAGUGAUCAAAUAGAUAAGAUAUAUGAGCCAGGACAUUUGUGCACAUUGUUCUGGAAAACAAAUAUAUCUGAAGAUAUGCUGUUGAACUUUCAGUUCUUGAGGGUUUUAAAUUUGUCCAGGUCAGGCAUCAAGAAGGUGUCAGCCAAAAUCGGCAAGCUUAUAUACUUGAGAUAUCUUGAUCUCUCCGACACCAUGAUCAAAGUCUUACCCAAUUCCAUUUGCAAGCUCUACAAUUUACAGACAUUUAGUGUCCAUAAUUGUUCUUCACUCAUGAAGCUUCCAAAAGGAAUGGCAAAUAUGAUAAGUUUGAGACACAUAUGUUGCGGCCAUCAUUACCAAUCAGCUUUUUGUUUUGGUGGUUGCGGAUCAAGGUACCAAGGUAGUGAUCAGUUUCAGAUGCCACUUAAUAUGGGGCAAUUGACUAGUCUUCAAACACUAGAGUUUUUCAACGUAGGUUUAGAGAAAGGUCGUCAAAUAAAAGAAUUAGGUCGUUUGAAAAACCUUAGAGGUGCAUUGAUAAUCGGCUGUCUCCAAUUAGUCGGAAAUAAAGAAGACGCUCGAACAGCAUAUUUACAGGAGAAACCAAAUAUCUACAGGCUGGCAUAUUUGUGGUCCCAUGAUGAAUCAGAAGGCAGUGAGAUCAAUGAUGAACAUGUGUUGGAUGGUCUUCAACCGCAUCCUAACUUGAAAACCUUAGUAGUUGAGAACUAUUUGGGGACUAUAUUACCUUCAUGGUUCAGUGAAGAAUUGCUGCCAAAUUUGGUCAAGUUGAAAUUAAGUGAUUGCAAAAGGUGCAAAGAAAUUCCAUCCCUUGGACAACUGAAGUUCCUUCGGAAUCUUGAACUGACAGGAUUCCUUGAAUUGGAAUGCAUCGGACCUACAUUUUACGGUGUUGAUGUUAAUGAUAAUAGAUCAAGCAGCAAUAAUGGCAAUAUCCAAGUGUUCCCGUCAUUGAAAGAACUACUGUUGAAGGAUAUGCGUAGCCUUAUUGAGUGGAAGGGAGAUGAAGUUGGAGUAAGAAUGUUUCCUGGGCUUGAGAAGUUGACGAUUACAGACUGUUCACUGUUAAAAAGUACUCCUACUCAAUUUGAAAUCCUGCGUGAAUUAAGAAUUGAAGGAGUUGACAGUGAAAUGCCAUUGUUGAACUUGUGCAGCAACUUGACAUCUCUUGUGAAGCUUGAUGUUUCUAAAGUGAAAGAGCUCACUUGUCUUCCAGAUGAGAUGCUACGCACUAACGAUUCUCUUCAACACCUGUGGGUCACAAACUGCGGAAAGUUUCAUGAAUUGCCACAAAGCUUGUACAAUCUCCAUUCUCUUAAGAGAUUACAAAUACGCAGCUGCAAAAAUUUCAGUUCUUUUCCUGUUCCCAAUGGAGAGAAUUAUUUGACUUCCCUCCAAUGUCUUCAGUUAGUUUCUUGUGAUGGAUUGACCAGUUUACCAAGUGGAAUGCUAGACAAUUGCCGGUCUCUACAAAAUUUGAGGGUCAGCUACUGUAACAACGUAGUUUCCUUGCCUUUACAUGUGUGGGAAAUGCCUUCACUUUCAGAUUUGAAUAUAUCACGUUGUCCCAAAUUGAUUAGUGUACCCACAGGGGGCCUACACCGCCUCACCGGAUUAGGGAGAUUGGGAAUUGGUCCUUUCUCAGAGAUGGUGGAUUUUGAGGCAUUCCAAUUGAUUUUUAAUGACAUUCAGCAGCUGUUGUCCCUUCCUACAUUGUUUGUGUACGGACGUUUGCACUGGGAUUCUCUGCCCAAUCAGCUUAUGCAACUCUCUGCCCUAAAAGAGAUCUAUAUAUUUGAUUUUGGAAUCGAGGUUCUUCCGCAUAGUCUUUGCAAUCUUACUUCUCUUGAAAGAUUACAUCUAGAGAUGUGCAAUCGGCUACAACAUGUGGACUUCUUAGAUUCCAUCCCAAAAUUACGGGAUCUCUGGAUCCAAGAUUGUCCAUUGUUAGAAGUUCUGUCGGAUGGGCUCGGCAACCUUGGCUCUUUGGAAAAAGUAAGUUUGAUGGUGUGCAAGAAACUAGAGCGUCUGCCAUCCAGAGAUGUCAUGCAACGCCUCACCAAAUUAAGGAUCCUGGAUAUUUAUGACUGCCCACAGUUAGAAGAAAGUUGCACCAAUAGGAGAAGCCCAAACUCCCAGUGGUCCAACAUUUCCCAUAUUCCAAAAAUUAUAGUAGGUCUGUGGGUAAUUCAGGAGUCAGGACAGUUACUAGCUCCAAGGUAACGUUGCUGUGGUAAAUCAAGCCAAAUCCUAUGAGCAGCAGGCAAUUACUUUAGGUAAAUUUUCAUUUAGAGGUUACUAGGUACAAGGUCAUGGUAGAACGUGGUUGUGGUAUAUCAAGUCAAAAUCCAUGAACAGCAAUCGCCUUAGGAUUUGUUAUGUUUCAUAGAGGAAUCACCACUGUUAUUUUGAAGAACACAAUCUUCAGCUAUAGACUCAUUACGGAGCACUUUUUCACAAGUAUUUGGGUACUGAACAACCUUUUCGGGAACUGAAGUCUACAUAUGAAACAUCAAAAAACUCAAAGUGUAUAGGGUCCUCAAUGAGAAGCUACACUGGUCUAUCCUCUGUCUUUGCAUGGCCGUGUUUGUCUUUUUAUUAUCCAUGUGCUAUGAUGAAGAUGACAGAAGCAAUGGAUGGUUGGUGCCAUUGAAAUCUGUUUGUGAGGUAUUCAUGACUUGCAGCUCAAUUGAUUGUAUCCAUGGAGGUUGUUGUGGUUUAAAUGCACUAUUAACUGCACCUCACUGUCAUGCCAGCCACGUCUUAUUCUCCUAGAUUCCUUUGGAUAAGAAAACUGCUCAUUCUCUUCAAGUAUAGAGAAGCAUUCAGUGGCUUAUCAUAACUGAUUUGAGUGCGCUCUGUCCAUUGGAUUGAAGGAUUCUCUGUUCUGCUUAUUGAACCACGAUUUCCAUGGGACAGAUUGGAACAUUUUGCUUCAGUGGUGACUGUGGUUAGUAGAGAGGUCUAUAUAAGUUUCUUAAUAGACAUUCUCGUUACUUUCACUUUCAUUAAAACUCUCGCGAUUGAAGGACUUCAACAAAGAAAGUUACAAAAGACUGCUAUUUAUUGAAUCUUAUAGCAAAGAGUGCCCCCAUUGGCUCUAAAAAUGUCCUUAAUAGCAUCUGUUCAUCUUUAUAGAUCUUAUAAUGAGCUGAUUUUCCAUUCAUGAAGAUCAAAAUGUGUGUGAAAACUGACUUUUACUGUUUCAGAUUGAUGGUUGAAACAACGGCAUGGACCUCUUAUCUAAAUCGUAGACUGGAAAAGAUUUGACAGCAGAGGCCUUUCUUGCACAAUGUUCAUGCUGUCCCUGCCUUUCUUACAGCCCUCUUGGCUUUUGUUUGUGCAUAAUAAACAAAAAAAAGUAAUAUUGCUUUAAUGUUUGUCUUAAUUGAUUGAUGUUUCAUGCUA
Messenger RNA from Solanum tuberosum (potato), 5278 nucleotides. Its product is annotated as putative disease resistance protein RGA4. Bases 290 to 4093 code for a protein of 1267 amino acids. NCBI's taxonomy places the organism in Eukaryota, Viridiplantae, Streptophyta, Magnoliopsida, Solanales, Solanaceae. The transcript is spliced from 9 exons. Gene Ontology annotation, molecular function: ADP binding. The record is from RefSeq and is a predicted model, not a curated record.